Messenger RNA from Dimorphilus gyrociliatus, 3871 nucleotides. The record is from the annotation of a GenBank genome assembly. Lineage: Eukaryota; Metazoa; Annelida; Polychaeta; Dinophilidae.
CUUUGAUUCCUCGGCGGGAAGUGAAGAAACUGUUAGAUCGUUUCAAUAUAUUAUUCUGAAGCAUAUUGUUUGAUUGUAUCUAAGUGAUCCAAGCUAUAUUUCAUUAAUACUAGUACACAAACAUACUAUAAUUCAAGAAUAAAUUAUGGAUAGCUCAAGAAAACGAAUUCUUAUUCCAUCUUCCAUAAGGGCUAAACGAAGGAAGAGAUCAGAAUCUGAGGAAGACGACUCAACAUUUACAAAAUUUUUGAAAUCUUGCGAAUUUUUUGUUAAAUCUGGAGACGAACCUCAUCAAAUUUGGAUUGAACAAGAAUUAUUUAAGAAGCGUCUUAGAUCCAGAUUUAAAAGUGAAUUUGGUACCGAGGCUGUACAAGCGUUUAUGAAAGGCUUGGAAGAAAAAUGUCGGCAAUUAGUGACUUUUAGACGAUGUCUGGUUCCCUCUAUAACUCCUUCCGAAGCAGAUACAGCUUCAAAAGGCAGGGCUCAAGAUAGUCUUAUUAAGCUGCUUUUAGGUGUUGACACUCUUCAUAUUCCCGUAAUGAAAUUUCUUCUUCAUAAAUUAGACGACUUCUGCGCUAACGAUUCUAUUGAUGAUGGCCAUGAAAACGUAAACUUUUCCAGUUUAAUUUUAAAUCAUAUGCGGUACUUGGAAAAAAUUGAAAAUACAGAUGAAGUUUUGGAUAAACUCUUAUCUAUCAUACCAAAAUCUUGUUUAUCGGUAAAACGGGAUAUUGUUACCUCUCUUCCAGAAAUGCUAGGGGAUGACCUCCAUGACAAAGCUGCAGAUAAGUUAAGAGUAGUCUCUGAGGGAGAUUUAGAUUUAAUAUCUUCUGUCUUGGACGCUUUGUCGAAUAUGAACGUAUGCGAAAAUACCAUCACCGAGGUGGGAGACCAUGUUUUAGAGAUAAUUCAGCAAUUACAAUCCGACGAUGUAGCUAUUGCUGUUCGAUUUCUAAUGCAGAACACGCCUUCAAAGCAAUUACCUGAGGUCUGUUCUUCAAUAAGGCGAUUAUUGAAUUUCAAUCAAUUGAAGUCACCAAAGAACACUCCUCGUCCAAAAUCUCAAAAAAUUAAGAAUCGAAAAAUUGAUUCCGCGAGUCUCUUAUUAAACACAGUGAAAUCUGCAGUAAAAUUUGAAAGAAAGCAAGCGGAAGCUUGGCUUAAGGCAAUUGAAAAUGCUAACGAGCUAUGUCCCUUCGAUAUGUGUCUUCUCUUUGUGCUGGAUUCUUCCAACUUGAGCAAACAAGCUAUAUCAACAUUUAGAAAUAAAAUUAGGAAUAGGCAAAUUAAUAAUAAUGUUAUAGAGAGGACGUUUAACGGAUACUCUAAAGUUAUCCAAAGCUACUUCACUUCAAUUUUAUUACUUGCGGAUAACCUAUUUAAAAGUAAUGAAGAUGUUCUAAACUCUUUCGGUUGCGACAUGCUAAAACUUGCAUUUCCUCAUUUUGAUUAUUUUGAAAAACAGGAAAUAGUAAGAAAUCUGUUUUCAUAUUUAGAGAGUACAUCUCCUAAUCAAGUAAAUGCUGGAUUAGAUAUUUUGUCCUACUUUGUUAACAAUUACAUUUCCGAUAUGGAGCCAUUUACUAUUUUUGUUCAAGAUGUUUUCAAGAACCAAUUGAAAAUUCUCCAGGCGAUGACUAUUACACAGCUGCAGAAGCUAUUUUAUAUUCUAUGCCUUCUAGCAUUCGAUGCGGAACAAAACGCAUCACUGACAGAAGACCUAAAAAUAAGAAUAAUGAAGUUACUUGCCACGGACUCUGUUAAGAAAAAGAGUAUUGGUAUUAUCGGUGCAAUCCAUGUGUUCCAAUACCUUGGGAGAAGUAAAACUGAUAUCAUUGAUAGUGAGUCUAGUGAUUAUUUUGAUAGCGAGAAUUUGGAAGAGGUAGAGAGAUACUUUAACGUAAUUAAGAAUUGUUUGAAGUGCUGUCCUGAGGCUGAAAUAUUACUUUAUGACGAAUUAACUGAACUCAUAAAUAAUGGUGGGCUCCAUAAAGAUGUUGAGUUGAUUAAUGCCUUUUGUCAAGAAUUGAAAAGUCCAAAAGUAGCGACCAAGAUAAUUCGUAGAUUACAGAAUGUUAUUGAUAUUCGAAAAGUCAUUGACAGCUGCCUAUCAGGAAUAAAGGAUUAUAGUCCACCUUUAGCUUAUGCCAAUUUAGGAGAAAAAGUUACUCUUUCACUUACCUCAACUGUUACUAAAAAAAAAGCUACAAAAAAAAAAGUUGACAAAAGUAACGAUACUACCACUGACAACGAAUCUAUUUUUUCGAUUGAUAAAUCUGAAAAUUUUGAUGAUGAUACUACGAGUACCGCUAUUACUUCGUCAACCCAGUCUAAACAAUUCCGUGAAUUCUUUCGUGAAAUGGAUCUGCAUAAUUUGCGAUUAAUAGAAUUUGGAAUAUCUGAUGAUUCUUUGAAAAUUAACAUUUCAAGCUCUAAUGUUGCAGAGACAAACGAUUCACUGACACUAAAUCAGUUAGGUUAUCUACUGGACGACUUCAAACAAAAACUAGAUAUUAUUUUACCGUCUUCGUCAAGCUCACGACAUUUUGGUUUUAAAACAUCAAAAAUUGGUGGAUUAAAAAAUUUUCUUCGAAUUACGGACAGACAAUUAGUUGAAUUUUUCAACCAAUUGCUUCCAACUUUACUUGAAAUCCUGGAAAGGUCUACAGGAAAACUACAGGAGAAGAUAGAUGAAAAUGAUGGUGUUCUUGAUGGACCAGCCGUUAAUUCUGUCGAAGGGCAACAACUAAAUCUUUGUUAUGAGAAACUUAUUAACAUUUUAUGCAGCUUUUUUUCUUGGAGUGGAUUUAAACUAUCUAAUAAUAAAGCCCUCCUACAAAAAGCGGUUGAAAUGAUAUCAGGAAGGAUCAGCAGUAAUACAGGAAAUACAGAAAAUGCUUUUAUUUAUUUUGCAAACUUGACAAAGUUCACAAAUAGGCUAUCAAUCGCUGUGACUAUUUGUCGCAUUCUCUUGAAUUUGUUGGAAACAUGUCGGUGUGAUCCAGAAACUGAAAAAAAUCGAAUAGCAAAUCUUGCUGAAGAGUUUUUAAAAAGAGAAUGGUGGGAUGGGAAAGUUAAAGACAAAGGAGCUAAAUAUCAUGAAAAUAUUGACUUCUUUGUUGGGAUCUAUUUGUCAAAUAAAUCUCCAACUAUGGAUGUGCUAUCCGAUGUUCUUGAGGUAGGAAUAAAAGAGUUGACAGAUGACGGUCAGAUCUCGGAAACAUAUCAAACUCUGAAUAAAUCAACGUUACCCAUUUAUUACAAGCAUAUGAUGUCAACCCUUUUAGAGUCAAUGCAAACAAUAGGAAAGGCACGAGCCGCGGAUGACUCUCAAACAAAAUUGGAAAUACUUAGACUUUGGAUAAAGCAUGCAAAUUUUUUAAACGUUCUGCUUGGAUUAGUGAAAAUGUUUGACUCACGUCAGAUUUUACUAACGGUUUUCAAGGUUGGAACAAAGAUUUUAGACCUAUUUAAGAAAUUUGCUGUCAGUACAUUAGACUGCCUUCUUAAAUCCCACAAAGAUAAAUGUCUGAGUUUCAUUACUGCUUUUAAAAAGUGUAAUAGUCUGUUACAGCAUUGCACGACUUAUGUGAAGGGAAGAGAGGACCCUGCGUUAGCUAAUCAUGUGCCUGUUCUGAAAAGUACAAUGGAAGCCGUAAUUUAUAGUAUCGAAAGCAUGGUUUAUCGGAAUCAAUGUGGAGAUGCUUUUCUUAUCGGUAAUAUGAAAAAUAGAACACUUCAAGGAAGUGAAAUUUAUGAUAUGAAUACGCAAGAAAGUGAAAGUGACGUUUUAGAGAAGUCCCCUGAAAAUAAUGCUGAUGAAAUGGCUUCUGAUAUAGAAGACGAUCAAGACAUGUCUGCAUCGCUGUAA